Molecule: messenger RNA, 1176 nt
Organism: Volvox carteri f. nagariensis
Lineage: Eukaryota; Viridiplantae; Chlorophyta; Chlorophyceae; Chlamydomonadales; Volvocaceae
Exons: 7
Coding region: 1-1176 (391 amino acids)
Source: RefSeq, a predicted model, not a curated record
AUGCCGUACCUGCGGACCACAGGCUCCAACUGGCGUGGGUCCCCGCACAGCAUGGCGGCACCUGUACGACACAUGAAACGUACGGCGAAACAGGCACAUAGACCAACACACGUGUGGGGAGCCCUCCGCGGCCAGGAAAGCACCUGGCCGGCCUCGUCCACCAGCACAUGGCUGAACAGGACGGCGCUACUGCCAUUGAUGCUACUGCUAUUGCCGCCGCCGCCGCCAGCAUUGCCGGCGUCGGUAGUACACCACGCGUCCCUGAGGGCACACGAGUCUGACGGACAAGCAGCAGACGAAGUGUUUGAUCAUCUGGCCACCGUCGUGGGCGCCCUCCGCCAGUCGGGCGAGUUCAAAACAAACUGGUCAGAGCUUGGCGGUAUAGACCCAUAUGCAUGCUGCAUCAGCGGCGGCAUCAGGGGGUGGUUCAUCGGUGCUAAGACUGGCAACAUCGAGAAUAUUAUCAACCACGUCAAAACACGCCAGCACAUGAUGGCGUGCAAGCAAGAGACACAGCGGCUCACCCAGCAGGGUGGCCUUGUCGCGCGGCCCAUGCCACCACCUGGAGUGCGAGACGUCAGCUGUGCCUGGCCACCUGACAUGCGCAUGCAUCUAUAUGGCAUGUCGGACGAGGCGGCAGAGGAGGAGUAUCAGCGCCUCUACAGCCAGUUUCAGCACAGGCGCACACGUCGGCGAGAGCAGCAGCCCAAUGCCGUAGACAGUGGGCGCCGCAUCUUACCGCGCACUUCACCCACUCCUGCACCUGGAGCGCGCACCGUUGGUCCCAACAUGGAUCCGGAGGCACAGCGCAUCGUCAGCCCCGACGUGGCGACAUGGAUAUCAGCGAUAGCGAGUCUGCACCGCCUUUCAAACAAACAAUACAACGGUGGAGUGCAUCACGGGAAUGCAGGUCAAGUCGUGUCGCAUCACUUCUGGGUCUGCCCCGUGGCCCUCGGCACGGUGGGCCAAGUUGAAUUGAAGAUGGUGGCUCGGAAGUACGUCAGCCUUUACCUGUGCACGAUCGAGUUCCUGAGGGGUCGGCAGCCGAAAUGCGGCGGUCGCCUCAUCGAUGAGGCAAAGUACGUCAGCCUUUACCUGUGCACGAUCGAGUUCCUGAGGGGUCGGCAGCCGAAAUGCGGCGGUCGCCUCAUCGAUGAGGCAGUACGUCAGCCUUAG